Messenger RNA from Vigna angularis (adzuki bean), 2655 nucleotides. RefSeq lists its product as uncharacterized. The transcript is spliced from 12 exons. The record is from RefSeq and is a predicted model, not a curated record. Lineage: Eukaryota; Viridiplantae; Streptophyta; Magnoliopsida; Fabales; Fabaceae. Bases 790 to 2532 code for a protein of 580 amino acids.
ACGGUCACCAACUCCCACUUGUUUUUCCAACAAGAGAAGAGAAUGUUGAAAAUAAAUACGCUGUUAUUCAUACAUAUAAUUUCGACUCACAACCUUUGUUGUUGUCAGUGCAGCCACUACUUAUUUUCUUCUUCUCGCUGGUCGCACCUUGGAUCUUUAGUGAGACUUUAGAGUGAGAUUUGUCCACUUUCUGAGGCUUUGACAUUUUCCCCUCGUUCACCAUUUCUCAAAGUUAUUCCAUAAAGACUUUGUUCUUGAGGUAAAGCCUACUCCAAUAACUCCUUUUCAUGCAAAUGAAAAAGGGUCAUCCUUUACAAAGGCCAGUGGUGGCUUAGCACUAGCGUGAGAACUCAGGAGAGUCUUGAUAGAAAAGGCGUGUUUGGUUAUAAGAUCAAUCUUUUCUUCACAUUCACGCUCAGGUCUUAGACACGUAACACCCAAUGAUCACUCUGGGGGAACUUUCAGGAAGGAAGUUCCACUGAGCUGAAGUUCAAAUGGGCAUGUGAUGUGAUGUGAAAUAUAGGAAUCUAUUUAGUAUUCUCUGGGAACUAAAUUUGGACUCUUCAGUUUUGACUGGUGUUUUUUGCUCAUUUCUCAAGUGUGCUUCAUCUGAGUUCUGACUCGUUAAGUUCCAAGUUAUGGGGCUUGAAGGGGGUGGAGGAAAUAAAAUGCUGGGAUUGUGAUUUACGCCAAGGCACAAACGUUCAAAGAGUCUUCCUGAUAAGAAAAAAAAUCGAGGAGGAUAAUCCAGAUAAUCGCAUUCAGGCUUCAGAUCGCAAGAAGCUGGACAUGGGUUAUCUCACGGAAUGUGAUAAAGCUGGGAAAAACCGAACCCCUACAAAUGAAGUUCACAGCACUCUGAAGCAAGAGAUUCUACAACUGGAGAGAAGAUUACAAGACCAAUUUCAGGUCAGAGGCACGUUAGAAAAGGCACUUGGAUACAGAUCUUCAUCUCUCGUUAAUUCAAAUGAGAUGAUGAUACCCAAGCCAGCCACAGAAUUAAUUAGGGAAAUUGCAGUGUUAGAGUUGGAAGUUGUGUAUUUGGAGCAACAUCUUCUGUCCUUGUACCGUAAAGCAUUUGAUCAACAAUUGUCUUCGGUAUCUCCGACUUCAAAAGAUGAAAGUAUAAAGUUCCCUUUGACAACACUUAGUGCACGAUUCAUCAAUGUUUCUGUGCCAGAGAUCUUAACCAAUAGAGAAUGUUCUACAACACCAUCUAAAGACCAUGAGCUUGAGACUCAGAGAAAAGAGCAAGAGAAACAUGAGCCUGAGACUUUAUGGAAAGAAUACAAUGAAAAUCUAAUAGAAGAAAACCAUUUGGAUUCUGGUGUUUAUCGUUGUCAUUCCUCGUUAUCCCAUUGUCCAGCGUUUACGAGAGAAUCUCCUCCAGCUGAUUCUUUAGCUAGAUCUCUGCGUGCCUGUCAUUCCCAGCCAUUGUCCAUGUUGGAGUAUGCUCAAAGCUCUUCAACAAACAUAUUAAGUCUGGCAGAACAUCUUGGUACCCGAAUUUCUGAUCAUGUUGCAGUGACACCUAAUAAACUUUCUGAGGAUAUGGUGAAAUGUAUAUCAGCUAUAUACUGCAAGCUUGCAGACCCUCCCAUGACUCAUCCAGGCCUCUCAUCUCCAAGUUCAUCCUUGUCCUCGACAAGUGCCUUUUCCAUUGGAGAUCAAGAUGACAUGUGGAGUCCAAGGUUCAAGAAUAAUUCCUCUUUUGAUGUACGGUUGGAUAAUCCUUUCCACGUAGAAGGACUCAAGGAGUUUAGCGGUCCGUACAGCACCAUGGUUGAAGUCUCGUGGCUUUAUAGAGAGAAUCAGAAGUCUGGUGAUACUGAGAAAUUGCUUCAGAAUUUCAGGUCACUUAUUUGUCGACUAGAACAAGUAGACGCUGGUAGGCUGAAACACGAGGAGAAGCUAGCUUUUUGGAUCAACAUACACAAUGCUUUAGUGAUGCAUGCAUUUUUGGCUUAUGGGAUUCCACAAAACAAUGUGAAAAGAGCUUUUCUUCUUUUGAAGGCUGCAUAUAAUGUUGGGGGUCAUACGAUUAGUGCUGACACAAUACAGAGUACUAUACUUAAGUGCCGGAUGUCUCGUCCAGGCCAGUGGCUGCGCUUGUUAUUUUCUCCAAGGACAAAAUUCAAGACUGGAGAUAGACGACAGGCUUAUGCACUGGAGCAUCCUGAUCCUCUUUCACUCUUUGCACUCUGUUCAGGAAACCAUUCUGAUCCCGCGGUACGUAUAUACACACCAAAGAGUGUGUUUCAAGAGCUAGAAGUUGCAAAGAACGAGUACAUUCGAGCCAACUUAGGAGUACGCAAGGACCAAAAAAUACUAUUACCAAAGCUUAUUGAGUCAUUCAGCAAGGACUCGGGUUUGUGCCCCAACGGUGCCAUGGAUAUGGUCCUGGAAUCUCUACCCGAAUCCCUCAGAAAGAGUGUUAAGAAAUGUCAGCUUGGAAAAUCCCGGAAGUGCAUAGAAUGGAUUCCACACAACUUCAGUUUUCGAUACCUUAUAUCUAAGGAUAUGGUAAAAUGAAUGAUUGUUUCGCAGCUUUGCUUCUUAGUGUCGCAAGGGGUGUGCUUUGUUUGAUCUGUGUAAUUCUUUUUGUACAAAGUAGAAAGGGCACAGCGAAAUAUAAUACUAUAAUGUGAAAGCACA